Jaculus jaculus (lesser Egyptian jerboa) is the source of this 7161-nucleotide messenger RNA. It is a transcript of the gene Zfx, whose product is annotated as zinc finger protein X-linked. Gene Ontology annotation, biological process: regulation of DNA-templated transcription. Gene Ontology annotation, molecular function: DNA-binding transcription factor activity, RNA polymerase II-specific; metal ion binding; RNA polymerase II cis-regulatory region sequence-specific DNA binding. Gene Ontology annotation, cellular component: nucleus. The record is from RefSeq and is a predicted model, not a curated record. Bases 561 to 2960 code for a protein of 799 amino acids. NCBI's taxonomy places the organism in Eukaryota, Metazoa, Chordata, Mammalia, Rodentia, Dipodidae. The transcript is spliced from 10 exons.
UAAGCACAGUCAGACCCGCUAGGUGCCCAGUACACAGUGCCUAAGAUGGGAAGAGACUGGGUUCCUCCCUGACCAAAACAAGCCCUAUAGGUUUAUUGUAGGCCAUCCGGAAGUGAUCGGAGGCUGGAAAGAAGGGAAUUCUCAUGAAUGUGGGUUACGUUGCCAAACAGAUCCCGGGCAGUGUCUGCAGAGCCACCGAGUACCCGGGCAUCAGCACACCACACACGCCUCGACUUCUACGUGGAACGUCUCAAAGGAGGGACGGAGGGGCCCCUUACUUAGCUCCCCGCUCAGGGCUCUGAGGCGGAAGGAUCCGAUGUCUCCAGGCGCAUGCGCUUGAAUGCUGGCGGACCUUUCCGGUUGCCGACUCCAAAAACCUCAAGAAGGAAUUGUUGCAAAUAGGAGGAACUUUUGAUACAACAGAGGCCCUCCACAAGAAGGAAUUCUCUCCUUCAGAAAACCUAGGUGUGCACUAUUGUACCCAGUAACCUCAUAAGAUGAAUCGGGGAGCAUUCCCUCUUUUUUGAAACAGGAGCUGUGACUGAUGAGAAUUAAGGGCCAUGGAUGAAGAUGGACUUGAAUUACAGCCACAAGCACCAAACUCAUUUUUUGAUGCAACAGGAACUGGUGCUACACACAUGGAUGGUGAUCAAAUUGUUGUGGAAGUACAAGAAACUGUUUUUGUGUCAGAUGUUGUGGAUUCAGACAUAACUGUGCAUAACUUUGUUCCUGAUGACCCAGACUCAGUUGUAAUCCAAGAUGUUAUUGAGGACGUUGUUAUAGAAGAUGUUCAGUGUCCAGAUAUCAUGGAAGAAGGAGAUGUGUCUGAGACGGUCAUCAUUCCCGAACAAGUGCUAGACUCAGAUGUAACUGAAGAAGUUUCUUUAACACAUUGCACAGUUCCAGAUGAUGUCUUAGCUUCUGAUAUUACAUCUGCUUCAAUGUCUAUGCCAGAACAUGUCUUGACAAGCGAAUCUAUACACGUGUCUGAUGUUGGACACGUUGAACAUGUAGUUCAUGAUAACGUAGUAGAAGCAGAAAUUGUCACUGACCCUUUGACCACUGAUGUUGUGUCAGAAGAAGUGUUGGUAGCAGACUGUGCCUCUGAAGCAGUCAUAGAUGCUAAUGGAAUCCCUGUGGACCAGCAAGAUGAUGACAAAAACAACUGUGAGGACUACCUCAUGAUUUCCUUGGAUGAUGCUGGCAAAAUCGAACAUGAUGGUUCAUCUGGAAUGACAGUGGAUGCAGAGUCAGAAAUUGAUCCUUGUAAAGUGGAUGGCACUUGCCCUGAAGUCAUCAAGGUGUACAUUUUUAAAGCUGACCCUGGAGAAGAUGACUUAGGUGGAACUGUAGACAUUGUGGAGAGUGAGCCUGAGAAUGAGCAUGGAGUUGAACUACUUGAUCAGAACAACAGUAUUCGUGUUCCCAGGGAAAAGAUGGUUUAUAUGACUGUCAAUGACUCUCAGCAAGAAGAUGAAGAUUUAAAUGUUGCUGAAAUUGCUGACGAGGUAUAUAUGGAAGUGAUCGUGGGUGAGGAGGAUGCUGCAGCUGCGGCUGCGGCUGCUGUGCAUGAACAACAAAUGGAUGACAGUGAAAUGAAAACUUUCAUGCCGAUCGCAUGGGCAGCUGCUUAUGGUAAUAAUUCUGAUGGAAUUGAAAACCGGAAUGGCACUGCAAGUGCCCUCUUGCACAUAGAUGAGUCUGCUGGCCUCGGCAGACUGGCUAAACAAAAACCAAAGAAAAGGAGAAGACCUGAUUCCAGGCAGUACCAAACAGCAAUAAUUAUUGGCCCUGAUGGGCAUCCUCUGACUGUCUACCCUUGCAUGAUUUGUGGCAAGAAGUUUAAAUCGAGAGGUUUCUUGAAAAGGCAUAUGAAGAACCAUCCUGAACACCUUGCCAAGAAGAAGUACCGCUGUACUGACUGUGACUACACUACCAACAAGAAGAUAAGUUUACACAAUCACUUGGAGAGCCACAAGCUGACCAGCAAGGCAGAGAAGGCCAUUGAAUGUGAUGAAUGUGGGAAACAUUUCUCUCAUGCUGGGACUUUGUUUACCCACAAAAUGGUGCAUAAGGAAAAAGGAGCCAACAAAAUGCACAAGUGUAAAUUCUGUGAAUACGAGACAGCAGAACAAGGGUUAUUGAAUCGUCACCUCUUGGCAGUCCACAGCAAGAACUUUCCUCAUAUUUGUGUAGAGUGUGGUAAAGGUUUCCGUCACCCAUCAGAGCUCAAAAAGCACAUGCGAAUCCAUACUGGGGAGAAGCCGUAUGAAUGCCAGUACUGCGAAUACAGGUCUGCAGACUCUUCUAACCUGAAAACACAUGUAAAAACUAAGCAUAGUAAAGAGAUGCCAUUCAAGUGUGACAUUUGUCUUCUGACUUUCUCAGAUACCAAAGAGGUGCAACAACAUGCUCUUAUCCACCAAGAAAGCAAAACACACCAGUGUUUGCAUUGCGACCAUAAGAGUUCAAACUCGAGUGAUUUGAAGCGACACAUAAUUUCAGUUCACACAAAAGACUACCCCCACAAGUGUGACAUGUGUGAUAAAGGCUUUCACCGGCCUUCAGAACUUAAGAAACAUGUGGCUGCCCACAAGGGUAAAAAAAUGCACCAGUGUAGACAUUGUGACUUUAAGAUUGCAGAUCCAUUUGUGCUAAGUCGCCAUAUUCUCUCGGUUCACACAAAGGACCUUCCAUUUAGGUGUAAGAGAUGUAGAAAGGGAUUUCGACAGCAGAAUGAGCUUAAAAAGCAUAUGAAGACACACAGUGGCCGGAAAGUGUACCAGUGUGAGUACUGUGAGUAUAGCACUACAGAUGCCUCAGGCUUUAAGCGGCACGUUAUCUCCAUUCAUACGAAAGACUAUCCUCACCGCUGUGAGUACUGCAAGAAAGGGUUCCGAAGACCUUCGGAAAAGAACCAGCACAUAAUGCGACAUCAUAAAGAAGUUGGUCUGCCCUAACAAUACUUCUACAGAUGUUUGUAGAGGCCUUGAAACAGAAUAUUCAUUUAAAAGCCAAUCAGUCUUGUUAAUAAACAAUACUGAAUUGAUUUAUGCUGUGUAUAAAUAGAAUUAUUGCUUAUAGUUAACUUUUUUUACAUUUUGUUCAAUAGUGUGUUCUGAAUUCUAUUCAGUUUGUUUAAUAAAUGGGGAAAAGCAGCAACAAGCCAGUUGCUUUUAAUAUAGUAAUCCCUGAUCCUAUACUGAAGUUUUCUAUCCUAGAAGUUUUAUAUUUAUUUAAAUAUUUACCUUGCUUACCUUGAUGGUACUCUUCUAAGACCAUUUAACUUAAGGUAACUUUACAUUGGUAAUUGUGAAAGUAUUCAUUUUGACUCAUUUUUCCCAUAAAUUCCUCAAAAUAAAAUCACCCAAGACAUCUAGUUAUGAAUGGGACAUUUUAUGGAGAGGUCUAAUGAUCAUAACAUGGAAGUCAUUUUCUUGUCUUACUUAAUAUUUUCAAGACCAUAUGACAAUAAAAAGAAAGUUUCCAUUUGAGCUUCUGUGUCCCUGGCAUCACUGAGUAAAGAACAGUGGCUGGGUUCAUGUUUACUUUUUAUUUAGCAGACAAAAUAUACUUCUUUUGGUUUUCUUUAGAUAUUUACAUCUUUUGUCAGUGUAGCAAACUUUUAGAAAACCUUAUGGGAAGUUUUGCUUGAUCCUGUUGUGUUUUGAUUACUCUGUCUGUGCUGCUUUGUCUUGGAAUGGUUGUGUGCUACAAACAAAAUUACUGAGGAUUGCAUUUUGGAAUCUCCUCGGGAUAACUUGUGGCUCAUAGGAUCUUUGCAACUUUAUAUAUGUAAAUGUACCCUGAAUUAUAUAUAUAUAUACAUAUAUAUAUAUACACACACACAUAUAUAUAUCAUGUAUCUGUGUGUAUUGCUUAUUUUACAUACUUAUACACACAACCCCAAGUAGUAGUUGUUUAAAAAUCUAUAAUGAAAAGUAUUAAAGUUACAGUAACAAGAAAGAUCCAGGGAUGCAAGAGAGCAUUUUGUAAGUCUUGCUCUUCAGAGAGAUUACUCAGGUAAAGAAUUAGAAGGAAAAUAAGGACACUAGUAUUUUUAAAGAGUUAAAGGUAUUUUCUUUUAAAUAUCUUUGGUAAUUGACAAAUAAUGGGAAAAAAUAGAGGUUAAGGUGUUUAUAGUUCGAAUGUUUUCAUACGGUUUCAGCUCCAUGCCUUUAUAUUUUUCUGAAAAGCUAAUGGAUAUCCAGACAUGAGUACCUCAGUUCUCUGAGAAGCUGGACAGAGAACUCUUGUCUGACCAAGCAAGGAGGACAGAAAAGAAAUGAUGGCUCCAUGGACCAGAGAACGGGUGCUAAUUAUGACGUACAGUUGGCAAGUUUGGCCUUCUCUUUUAUUUUUGUAGACAGUUAUAAUUUUAAAAAUUUAGCAAAUCAAAUUGGCUUGGAUUAGAAGAUAAAUGUGUGUUCCAAAUGCAUAAGGAAAGUCUGAGGCCUUAUUUGGAACCUAAUCAAGCCUUUGAGUUUUUUUUCAUUGAGAGUUGUCAAUUUUUAACAUGUAGUUCUGACUCAGUUAUAAAUUUGUAAAAAGAACCUAGUUAAUUAUGGUCUUGUUAAGAUGACUCUUGGAAAACAGUUGUUAGGGUCCCUGGAAUUGGCUGUUGGCACACGUAUCUGGCACAUUAUGGGAGAUUCAGAAGUUUUCUUCCCACUUGAUAGCUGCCUUGCCACCUCAUGAUGGUGCUCCAUUCCUUUUGUGCCCUUAGGUUUUUACCUUCAUCUUUCUCUUUGCCAUCAAUAUUUGUAUUCAAGAGUUAUAUUUUUGGGGUUAGAUAUCUAAGUAUUUGGUGUUUGGCAAACCUCUGAAGUGCUAGAUUGACUUAGUCUAGUUCUACAUCAAGUGCUUUAGGCUGGUAUAAAUGCUAUCCUAAAUGCCAAAGCCAAGGUGUGGAUUCCCUAGCCUGUACUGUAGGGAAUUCCUUUGCCCUUGUUGCCCUCAUAACGUGCUUUGAAGACAUAACAACUAGUAUUUGAUCCCCCCACCCCCCGCUAUUCUUGAAGGCUCUGGGUUUUUGUUUUGUUUUUAUGUGAGAACUUUAUUAUUUUCCCCAGGAAUAAUGUAAGAUACUUAGCUAAAAUUUAUUAAAUUUUAAAAAUACUAUAAUAUCAUUGCAUAAAAUAUAAAUAAUUUGGCCAAUUAGCUAUAUAUAUUUUUAAAUAAACUGAAAGAUAAAGAACACAACACUUUACACACUUUAUAUUUCUCUUUACAUAAUCUGGAACCACACACAGUUCUUUUCUUUUUAAAGCACAAUAUUGAAGCCUUUAAAAGGUAUUUAAGGGUUUGGUCAAGUGAAUAUAAAAUGUGUUUGUCUGUAUAAAGAAAAGUUGUAGUCACUGUUAUGUACUGACAUUAGUUACAACCUAGUUUUAAUUCUUAAAACAAUUUUGAUUAGCAAAGCUAAAAAUGGAUGUUUCAGUUAAAUGUUUUAAAGAGGUACAGAUUUUUACAAGGACAUAAUAUAAGUUAUUGUUCUGUAGAAAUAUCUUGUUAAAUAUUGUAUGUCCCUCCCACUGUAUACUUUGUAAAAAAAGUAAAAUACAUAAAAAGAAAAAUCAUAUAGGGAUGUGUGACAUUAUUGUAAUUGUGUACUUGAGAAUAAUGUGCAAAAAUAAAAAUCAGAAUAUUUUUCCUGUUAACAAAUGUUUAGUCUAUUUGAUACCAGUACUAAGUUAAUGCUUUUUCUUAAGAAAAAAAAUGUACAGUUUUUGUAAACCUAAUAAACAUCAAAAGCAGUGGAUUAUUUUCAUCCCCCUAUUUCUUAAUUCCUUUUAUCCAACAGUAGAAUGCAAGAUGCUUGAUUGCUUUGAGUUUUGUGACUUGGAUGCAAAUACUGAUAUUUGAGUCCUGUGAAUUUUCAAGUAACAUUACAGAGAAGUUAAGAGGUGAUUGGUGAGUCCUCUGAUGAGCAUGUCCUUGAAAUUAUUUUUUAUCUUCAUAAAGAGUUUUUUGUAUUAGCAUCUCUGAUUCCUGAGAUAAAUUACCCAUGCAUAAUGUGGGUAUUGAGAGCACUUAAGUUCAUUUAGUAGCUCACAACACAUUUAACCCAUGGAGAUUUCCCUUGGUAGGAGCUCUACCUUUGAGUUAGCCAUUUGUGCCCAGUUUGAGGAUAGUCAUUGUUCUAGUAAAAAUCGGAAGUUAGGUAGGAGUCAAAAGACAGAUUUAUGGCACUUUUGAUUUUAAAAAUGGAGACUGUGCAGUGUAGGAACAAGUGUUGGUCUAAUAGAUGAAAUAAGUAAGCAAAACAAGGCAAACAACCGAGGUAUGUGAACACCAUAAAUCUGACAGAACCAAACCAUGCUGUUAAACAGUCUGUGAUCCCACCCAGGCAGGUAACAUGUAGCCUGUUUUCACUGGGAAUUCUUGGGUUGGACUCAUGCAGUGACAAGCAUGAUCAGUUGUCUUAAAAGGGGCAAUAUUUCAGAGUAGUGGUUUUCAAAGCAACAUAGUAAUUACAUGAGACUUUGUUAAGGAUUUAAAUUUUCAGUCCUAUUUCAGUCCCCAGUGAAUUGGGAAACAACAUGGGGCUCAGUGGUCUGUGUUUUAACAUGUUCCCUGGGUGAUUCUUGUUGCCUGCUGAAGUUAGAAAAUACUGUCCUAGAGCACUUGAACUUUAAAGUUUACUGGUAUAACAUCUUGUGUAGUAGACAAGAUCACAGAAAGCAACCAGAAGUGGGACAGUGAGAGUAAAAUGAGACCAAGAGCAUUUUUUUGCCUUUGGUUUAGCCCCUUUAAAUUAGUAUGAGCUUAUGAGUCAGCUAUUAUAUUCUUUAGUGCACAUCUAAAUAGCUUACAGUUCCUAAAUUUACAUAACCUUGCAACUUUGCAUUCCUCAAAAGUAAAUAGAGUUCAGAGGAAGAUUUGGCAGGCAAAAGGACUGAAAAUUGUGUGUAUGUGUAUGUGUGUGUUUUAAUAGGUCCAGAGUUGUUCAAUUCAUAUCCAAAAUACCAUUUUGUUGCAUCCUACAGCUUUGUAGAGAAGGUCAAAAUUACCUUGCCCUAUGGAUUUUGUUUUAUCUUUUGUUUCAUGUAUAUAUUGUUUGCCUUUUUCAUAAAAUAAUUCUUGGAUUUGUUAUAUAUUGUUCCUGUUAUUUUUGACAUCUUUGCUAUUGUAAAUAAAUUCCUAUUUUGUUUUAAGUUA